This is a messenger RNA of Neoarthrinium moseri, 948 nucleotides long. RefSeq lists its product as uncharacterized. The record is from RefSeq and is a predicted model, not a curated record. Gene Ontology annotation, biological process: uroporphyrinogen III biosynthetic process. Gene Ontology annotation, molecular function: uroporphyrinogen-III synthase activity. The transcript has 2 exons. NCBI's taxonomy places the organism in Eukaryota, Fungi, Ascomycota, Sordariomycetes, Amphisphaeriales, Apiosporaceae. The coding region runs from base 1 to 948 and encodes 315 amino acids.
AUGGCAACGCCCAACCCGAAGCAGCCGGUCCUGCUGCUCAAGACCAAGUCGAGCCCCUCGGAUACCUACGAGGAGCUCUUCUCAACCGCUGCCCCGCCAGACGGCGGCCCGGGGUUCGAGCCCAUAUUCGUGCCCGUUCUCCAGCACCAGUUCGACGAGGCCGGCCUCGGCAGUUUCCGGGCGCUGCUUCGUGAGCGGCGCAUUAGCAAUCGCGAGGAUGCGGCGUACGGCGGGCUGAUCUUCACGUCGCAACGCGCCGUCGAGGCCUUUGCCAAGCUGGUCGAGGAGGGGUCGGGCAGUCCCGAUGACGAGAAUGCAUCCUCGUGGCCGCACCUCCAAUCCAUACCGCUCUACACCGUCGGCCCGGCCACCACCCGCGCCCUGCGCGCCAUCCCCCAGACACCCGCCCUUCAGGUCUUUGGCGAGCACACGGGCAACGGCGAUGCUCUGGCCCCCUUCAUCCAGGAGCACUACGGCGCGUGGUACGCCGGCCGACGCACCAAGCCCGCGCUGCUGUUCCUCGUCGGCGAGAAGCGCCGCGACAUCAUCCCGCAGUUCCUGAUGAACCCGGACCUGCCCGUGGAGACAAGGAUCCGCGUCGACGAGACAGUGGUCUACGGCACGGGGGUCAUGGAGUCGUUCCCCGGCGACUUCGCGGCCGUGCUGCGGCGGACGGGCGACAGGACUGCGCGGUGGCUUGUUGUCUUUAGCCCGACCGGGUGCGAGGGCAUGCUCCGGGGGCUCGGCAUGCUGGACCCGGAGACGGGGAAGGUGGGCCGCGUGGACAAGGAGCACAGGACGACCUUUGUUGCCGCCAUAGGGCCGACGACGAGGGGCUAUCUGAAGAAGACGUUUGGAUUCGAGCCGGAUGUGUGCGCUGAGACACCGAGCCCCGAAGGCGUCUUGGCUGGGAUUACGCAGUUCAGAAAGACGCGGGAGGGGCGAUAG